GCUACAGCUAAGGGUAUCAUCUUCAGUCCCCACACACACAGAUAACAUAACUUAACAUACACACACAAACACUUCCAUCUUCUUCUUCUUCUUCUUCAAAACACACUCUCACAAAACCAACCAUGACUCGUUCCUUCAGAUUCCUCUCAUCCAACACCACCUCAUCUUCCUCACUCGACCAACCAGUAGCACAACCACCACAAGCCGUCGCCAUGGAGUCCGAUUUCGUCGUCAUCCUUGCCGCUCUCCUCUGCGCUCUAAUCUGCGUCCUCGGCCUCUUCUCCGUCGCUCGCUGCGCCUGGCUCCGCCGCGGAUCCACCGACACUCGCCGUAACCCUAACCUCACGGCGGCUAACAAAGGAAUCAAGAAAAAAAUCCUCCAAACUCUCCCGAAAUUCGUAUAUAACAAAGACAACAACAGAUGUGAAAGCGCAGGAAAGUCGUUUACAGAUUGUGCGAUCUGUUUGACGGAGUACGCAGACGGAGACGAGAUCCGUGUGUUGCCGCAGUGCGGACACGGAUUCCACGUCGGAUGUAUUGAUAUGUGGCUUAAUUCGCAUUCUUCGUGUCCCUCGUGUAGACAGAUUUUAGCGGUUUCGAGGUGCCGGAAGUGCGGCGAGUUUCCGGCGGUUUUCGCCGGUCAAAGCUCGAGUUCAACGGAACGUAAAGAUAGACAACAUGAUAAUGUUAAUAGCUCGUGUUCUAGUGAUUAUUUACCGUGAUUUGCAACAGAAAGUGAUCCGUGAUGCGGAAAAAAGCAGUGUGAAUAAUCAUGUUCGUGAAUUUGUCUUGUAGCUAUAAAGUCAUCACUGAGCGCUUUAAGUUAGUGGCAAGCAGAAUUCAUAUUGCAAAAGCAUGGAUCUGGUACAGUAUCUAGAAAUCUGUUUAUAAUCGUUUUCAGUUGUUGUUCGAAAAUAGAAUAUGAUGAUCUGAAGCUUGAUUUACAGUCUCCAAUUUGGCAAUUUCAUCAUUUGUUAGGCAAAUGUUUUAUCUUUUUUUUUCUUUUUGAGAUGAAGGCUUUGUGAUCUCCAAACAUUCACAAUGGAAGCGUUGUAUAUACGUGAGUUUGUUAGUUAUAUUAUAAGAAAUGAUUUUGAACAA
This is a messenger RNA of Helianthus annuus (common sunflower), 1101 nucleotides long. Its product is annotated as RING-H2 finger protein ATL8. Lineage: Eukaryota; Viridiplantae; Streptophyta; Magnoliopsida; Asterales; Asteraceae. The record is from RefSeq and is a predicted model, not a curated record. Bases 123 to 722 code for a protein of 199 amino acids. The transcript has a single exon.